Molecule: messenger RNA, 1539 nt
Organism: Ochlerotatus camptorhynchus
Lineage: Eukaryota; Metazoa; Arthropoda; Insecta; Diptera; Culicidae
Exons: 1
Coding region: 1-1539 (512 amino acids)
Biological process (GO): DNA integration
Molecular function (GO): nucleic acid binding
Source: RefSeq, a predicted model, not a curated record
AUGAACGUGACACGCGCGUCGCGAACAUACGUCCUCCGGUACGUUCACAACCUGAAGCGGUCCACAAGAAAGGAACAACGUGUCAAUGGGUCGCUGACUCAGCAGGAACUGGCUAGAGCUGAAAACUACUUGUUCCGCCUAGCACAGUCCGAAGGUUACGCGGACGAGAUCGCCACGCUGGCAGCGGGAUAUCACCAAACGAGCACCCAAGGAAGGAUCAUUCGAAACAACCCACUCUUUCGUACCGCUUUCUUGGACGAAAACGGAGUUGCCCGAUUCCGAGGUCGAACGAAGGCGUGCGCAUUCGUCGAUCGUGAUGCUGCUGAACCCAUUAUUCUUCCUCGUCAUCAUCAAGUCACCCGACUAAUCAUAGCUGAGGCCCACGAGCGGUUCAACCACCAGAACCACGCAACGAUUGUCAACGAGCUCCUGCAACGGUACCGCAUUCCUCGGCUGAAAGCGACCUACAACGCUGUUCGGAAAGACUGUCAGCAGUGCAAGAAUGACCUAGCGAAACCACGUCCUCCGAUGAUGGGCGAUCUUCCGCAGUCACGCCUGGCUGCAUUCAGUCGUCCUUUCACCUACAUGGGGGUGGAUUAUUUCGGUCCAAUAUUAGUAUCGGUGGGCCGACAUUCUGAAAAACGGUGGGGGGUUCUCGCGACCUGUCUGACCACACGCGCCAUCCACUUGCAGAUCGCUCACACACUGACCACCGACUCCUGCGUAAUGGCAAUCCGAAACGUCAUGGCUAGGAGAGGAGUUCCUGCUGUGAUCUACAGCGACCGUGGGACCAACUUCCAGGCCACCAGCAAGGAACUAAAGGUGGCAAUCGAGCUACUCGAUCAAAACAGACUGGCCAGCGAAUUCACUACGAGUCGUACCCAGUGGACAUUUAUUCCACCGGUUUCACCACACAUGGGUGGAGCAUGGGAAAGGCAGAUCCGUAGCGUGAAGCAAAACCUAGCUAAGGUACAACCUAGCAGACUACCGACCGACGAAGUGUUGCAGAAUGCGAUGGUGGAGGUUGAAAACAUCGUCAACUCUCGACCAUUAACGGACCUUCCCGUAGAAGAUGACGAGUCACCCGUUUUGACACCCAACCACUUCCUGCUAGGGUCAGCAAACGGCCUCAGAUCAUGGGUUCCGUUCAACGAUAAUCCCAUCCUACGGAGGAACUGCUGGAUCCAGUCACAAGUUAUGGCUGACAAGUUCUGGAAGCAGUGGGUACGAGACUAUCUACCCUGUCUUACGCGAAGAACGAAGUGGUUCACUCCAGCGACUCCAAUUACUGUCGGUGAUACUGUGGUGAUCGUUGACGCGAAGCUAUCCAGAAACUGCUGGCCUAAGGGAAGAGUUAUUGCUACGCAUCAGGCUCCAGACGGACAGGUACGGUCGGCGACAGUACAAACAGCGUCUGGUGGAAUAUACGAGCGCCCGGCCAUUUCAUUGGCUGUGCUCGACGUAGGCGUUAGGACGAAUACGCUAUCGGAUGAUCCUUCGCGCAUUCCGGGGGGAGUGUUGACUACGCCCCGUCGGUAA